Artibeus jamaicensis (Jamaican fruit-eating bat) is the source of this 4271-nucleotide messenger RNA. It is a transcript of the gene INSYN2A, whose product is annotated as inhibitory synaptic factor 2A. NCBI's taxonomy places the organism in Eukaryota, Metazoa, Chordata, Mammalia, Chiroptera, Phyllostomidae. The transcript is spliced from 4 exons. Gene Ontology annotation, cellular component: postsynaptic density. Gene Ontology annotation, biological process: inhibitory postsynaptic potential. The record is from RefSeq and is a predicted model, not a curated record. The coding region runs from base 537 to 1952 and encodes 471 amino acids.
UGCGCGGCUCUCCGGUGCCCUCUCCUCCAGGCUCCGUGGAGUAGCUGGGACCUGGGGGCCGCUGCAAGGACUUCCCUCCAGCUCCCUCCCCCGCUCCGCCCCCACCUCCCGGCCCAGGCUCCCAGAUCUCCCCGAAGACAAUUGCAGUAAAUGAGGACAUCGGAGGAGCAGGAAGCCGGGUGGCUGUGGCUGGCUCCACCACGCCGCCAGCUAGCGAGCGCGCGGGCGUCCCCGGAGCCCGCGGAGCUUCUGCCUCCUCGUGCGCGUAGCUGAGCCGGGCCGGAGGGACGCGAGCUGCGGCGCGGGGGCCGGCCAGGCGGGCCUGGCCCGUGGCUGUGGAGGGGGCGGGUAAGGGGCGCGCAGCCGGCCAAGUCCCUGGAGCUGAACCUUCCCCCAAGCCAGCCCCGCGAGCCUCCCUGCGGAUGCCCUGUCCGGAGUGCUCCGUGCCGCGCCAGGCUUGCCCGGGUCCACGGCGAGACAUGCCCCAGCCAGGCGCUGCGCCGACCUCGACUUAACUGUAAGCAGCGGAAGGAACCAUGGUCAGUAAGGACGCCGGCGAAUGCGCGCUCGCGACGUCCGAGAGCGACGUGGAACCCGCCGCCUGCCUGGCCCUGGAGAUGAAGUACGCCCUGGAGCCCAACCGGCAGAUCAAAAAGCGGAACAAAGCCCUACAGGUCCGGUUUAAGGAUAUCUGCGAGGCGCAGAGCGAGCAGCGGGACGCGCAGCUGCCUGCAGGGCCGGGGGCCGAGAGGCGGGAGGCCCGGCCCGUGCCCCACCGGGCAGCCUACCGCAAGUACAUGACGGUGCCAGCGCGCAGGUCCAUCCCCAACGUCACCAAGAGCACAGGCGUGCAGACCUCGCCAGACCUUAAAAAGUGUUACCAGACUUUCCCUCUAGACCGCAAAAAGGGGACCGUCAGAAGCGUCCCCACCUCGGAGGCCUUUAAGAGUCAGAACAACGGGUUUGUCAUAGAUGUGAAAGACAAGGGCGAGGGGGGGCUUGGAGAGGAGGGCCGGCCGUGGGCUGCAGGCCGGGUGCAGACGACAACGGCGCUGGUGUUCCACUCCCAUGAGCACAUGGACACGCUGGAGCGACCCGCCGGGGUCAACUGUGUACAGCCGUGCAGGAACACUGGCGUGCGCAGCUGCCCAGACGCACCGCUCCACAAUGCCCCCCGGCCGCCUCCCCGAGAGCCCGACUACCAGCCGCACGGGGCGGCAAAACAGGACAGGGACACGCCGGACACGGAGGAACCCGCUCCCUCAGCCCAUGGCCGGGUGUUUAAAACGGAGGUGGCCACCGUUUACACUCCUGCCCCUGGCACAAAGGCCCGUGAGCCCGCCUUGUCAAACUCUGCCACCGGGAGUGCGUGGUCCCUGGGCCCAGCGGCCACCGAGGAGCAGAGCAGGGCCGCCCACCCCAACGGGUUGCAGGCGCCCCCAACACAGUGCCUGUCCCCCACACGUAGUGACCAGCCCCUGCUGACUAUGGCCCCAGCGGGGCCGGAGCACCAGCCUUGUCCGACAGCGGUCGCUGUGGGUGAAGAAUGCCAACAAAUUGUGCCUCGUACGGAAGUGGUGGACCUCAAAGCACAGCUUCAGGUGAUGGAGAACUUGAUCAGCUCCAGCCAAGAGACCAUCAAAGUGCUCUUGGGGGUCAUUCAAGAGCUGGAGAAAGGAGAGGCCCACCGGGAAGGGCUUUCGUAUCGGACUGGGCAAGACACUGCGAACUGCGACACCUGCAGGAACAGUGCUUGUAUAAUCUACAGUGUGGAGCUGGACUUCAAGCAGCAGGAAGACAAACUGCAGCCCGUCCUGAGGGAGCUCCACUCGCUGGAGGAGACUCAGGUCGCACCCUCGCCUUACUCGCAGGAGACUGCCUCCUCGACUCCCAAGCAAAAAUCCAAAACGGAAUCCAAAAAGCACGGGCGAUGGAAACUCUGGUUCCUUUAACGCUCGCGGGGCUUGCCCUCCGAGCCCGUCUGUCACACCCACUGGGGACAAGUCCGCCCUUUCCCCGAGAGACAGAAGCAAGGGGACGGGGGCUGACUCGGGCGCCCCAGAGUCUCCCCUGCUACCAAAAAGGCCUUUGCGCCCACUGACCGUCACCAGAAGCUGUCACCGGGGCCGCAACUUGCCAGCUGUCCCCUGCAGUGUGCGGACGGACGCGGACGUCAAAUCCGAAACGGAGUUCCACGUAGUCGGAGAGGCCCCGGAAGCACCCUGCCCGCAGCCCGGACGGGCAGGUCUUACUCACCAACCGUCACCUGCACACAGCUGAGAGCCCGUGGUUAUUUUCAAGCCUUUAUUUUUUUAAAGAAACAAUGAGAAGAAAACGCAAGCCUUACGUUUGCAAAGAACUUCAUUUUUACAUCUCAUUUUGCAAAUAAGCAGGGGGCGAGUGCAGUUUGCAGCACAUCCAAUUCCGGAGAAAGCACAAUUUUUUCCAGUGGUCGGAGACCACGCCUCCUCUCUCAAACGUGACUCUGUGUGUGUCUGCCCUCCUGUGCUGUAACGCUACGCCAAGUGACCCCACGUCCGCGUUGCGCCGACACCUCGGACGGAGCACCCCCCGCAUCUCAGACCUGGGACAUGUCUACUGCUCAUGUCCCGGUGGCCAGCAGCCAACAGUCCCCCCCAGUCAGGACAUGCCUUCAAUCACCGCAAGUCGACAGGGUCAGAACUAUUGGACGCUCAGCUUUCUUAGAUCUCAUUUUUAAUCCUUUGAUACCCAAAGGCCAAAUGAUACAUUCUGGUGAGAAUUCCAAAACACACAGAGAGAUACGCGAAGGAUAACACAGUCACCAACCUGUCACAGGCAUGUCUCUGUGGGCUGACCGGGGAGCCCUGGUCAUUACCCUGAAUGCAGGGAGGGGUUUUGCACACUCUGUUGAGCUUUGUGACAACCGGGGAGACCCGACCACCUCCAAGAGAAACAGUGUGUCCUGCUUAGCUGCCACUGUCACUCUCGGGGCCACCCACAGUGAGCUGAGGAUGGGCUGUACUCAUGGAGUGAUAGGGAAGCUGUGAAUCAAGUGUUUUUAGGUAUUUUUUAAACAAGCAGUGACACUUGAGUUCUCUUUUGAUUACACAUUACAAUAUAAAUUUUAGUUCCUUUAUUUUUUCACUCAUUCCUUUGCAACAAGUAUCUUUUUAUAGAAACCAAACCCCUCUGGCCUAUGACUGAACUUUGUCUAUCAAUUGUUGUUUUUCACAAUAGGAAGUAGGGACCUCGUUUUGCCUUUUUUUUUUUUCUACGACUUAAAUUUUGAAUAGUCUGUGAACAUGGGAGAAAACCUAGUCUCCAUGUUUCUGUCCAGAGUCUCACAUCUAAUGUAGCACUGACACGUGUCACGGAGCAGAGGCCACCGUGGCGCCCCUUGGAGAGACCCCCACCUCCGUGGGGCAGAGAGGAACGGUUUCUUGCCCGGCACACUCCUCCUGACUGAACAGCCCGUCUGCUGUAGUUCCGAGGGUUUUGAUUCUACAAGGACCUGGUGGCGAUCGGCAAUCAGGUCCGAACUUGACAUAGAUGAGAAGACUCCCGUGUGAACACACUCUCUAGGGGUCAGUCAAGCUAUGCCACAGACAUACGCUCUCAUUCAGAGAACAACACGCAUCUUUUGUGGAGAUACUGGGCAAGGAUGCAAGUCCUUGGGCACCCGUACAAAGCGUUGAGAAGUCAUUUUGUGCAGAGAAAGAUGAACGCAAUAAGCCCGUCCCAGGGAGGGAGUGCCAUUGUUCGUGCCACCGUGAAGUUUAAAAAACGCAUUUCGUGUAUUUUCUACUGUUUUUUAACUAAAGUCACACAAAAAUGUUUGCGACAAGUUAUCUCUCCUUGUGUUUUAAGAAUUCCCAACUCUCUCCAUGAAAAUUGAAAUAAGGGUAUAAGCAGCUUUCUAAUUAGUUCUAUAAAUCUGCCUACACAAGGGGACACCCUAGUAAACAAAAUAACGUCCCUGGAUGAACGCAGUCUAGACAAAAAUAAAUAAACACAUUUUCAGAGUCCAAAAGGGAGACUGGAGAUAGACUCAUUCCCAUUUUUAAAGAACUGUCUUCAGAACGGAAACUAUUUCCAAAGGCGUUUCAUAGUUUAAUGGCGACGCAUCACUAACAGGUGACGUUUCUCAUCUUAGAAAGAUUUCUGUACCAACGCUGAUACAAAAAUCAAGGUAAAAAGUACAGUGUCCCUCAUAUGUACAUGUACCCAUGGCAUCACGUGUAGCGAUUAAGUUACUAUACUUGUCACCAAGUUCUUUAUUAAUUUUUAAA